Plasmodium malariae is the source of this 1500-nucleotide messenger RNA. RefSeq names its product conserved Plasmodium protein, unknown function. The transcript is spliced from 2 exons. Lineage: Eukaryota; Apicomplexa; Aconoidasida; Haemosporida; Plasmodiidae. The record is from RefSeq and is a predicted model, not a curated record. The coding region runs from base 1 to 1500 and encodes 499 amino acids.
AUGUUUUACGUUAAAUACGUGCAUGUACACAUACAGGCAAUCGCACGAGCAUACAUACAACUGUACAUACUAACACAUGUACAUAAAACACACAUAACACGUUGUUUAGACAUGCUUUACAUUCGUUCCAAUGUUAACUCCCUUAUUACGCAGGCGAAGAUGAAAAAAGCAAUUUUUCUGUUUAACCUACUUUUUUUUGCACUUGUAAGAAGCAUAAAAAAUUUAGAAGUCAAACGAAGAAAACAUGAAUUAACUCCUGAUUACUUGAGAAGGUACAUGAAGACCCAAUAUAAGAGAAGAUUAAUAUACACAAACAUAAAUUUUCAUAAUAUAGACAAUAAUUUUAAUAAUGAAAUUAUAAGAAAAAGGGAUUUCAAUGAUAGCGAUACAAUAUCAACUAGUUUAAGUAAAAUAAGAAAUAUUAAAAAUAUUAUUAACAAAUAUAAUUUAAAAAUAAAACGGGAAGAUAUUGAUAAUUUGAAAAUACGAACAAAAGAAUUAGUUAUAUAUAAAUAUAAUUUUGCAAAAAAAUAUUAUAUAUUAAUAUCAAAUAAAUUGAAAGAUGACUCGAGUAUAUAUAUAGAAAAAUUUAAAAAAUUUUAUAAUAUAUCAUUUGAUUAUUUAAAAGAUAAGUAUAUAAAUUGUCCUUUUUAUCAUUUUAUUUCCAAUAUUUCUUUUUUUAAUAAAUCUACACAGUUACCAAAAAUAAUAAGCUAUAAUUCAGUUAAUAUAUUAUUUUUAUUCUUUACUCUUAUAUAUUUUAGGAGUGAUUAUAUAUACACUUUUUUUAAAAAAAAAUAUGCUUUUAUAGGAGAAUUCAAAAAUAUUACAACUGAUAAACUUGUCAAAAUUCAUACCUUAUCAACUCUUCUUUUUUUCUUCUACAAAUUGUUUGUACUCAGACUUUUAUUUAUUGCUAAUUCGUAUAAUUUUUUUUCAAAAAAAUUGUAUAUAGUAAAUAACUUGAUACAUUUCCUGUUCUUCUCGUACAUUUCGGUAUUUCCUUAUUUUCUUGUCCAAGCUAAUUGGGGCAGUUUCCACCUGCUCGGCUCCAGGAGAAGUAAAAUACUAGGGGUCGUUGUUUUAUUUCAGCUAUUUUCAAUUUACAUUCGACUAUUUUUUCAAAACAAUUUAUCCUUUUUGAGGAGAUGGACAGACGAAUAUUUUUUUAAUAAAGAGGAAAUAAUUAAGAAUAUGAGGGAAGACAGGAAAAUGGACUUUUAUGUAAAUUUGUUAAAUCAAUAUGGAUUUUUAAAAAGAUUAUAUUUGGGUAACAAUAAAAUAUACGAGGUGGUAUUACAUUUGCAUAAGUACAAAUAUUUGUUGGAUAUCAUUUCACCAAUAAAUUCCUUUUUUUAUAUAUAUAUUGCACAUUCGAUUUAUUUUUAUUUAAACAAUUUAUCGUUCGCUGGCAUUUACGUUUCUUCUUUUUCAUUUGCCCUUCUCUUGCUAAAAAUUCUGUCAAAUAAAAUUGAUAUGUAUUUCUUGACGAAGUUUUAA